GAAGUAACACAUUCCUACCAAUAUGGCGGAAAGGGACGCAAAAAGAUUGAAAACUAAAAAGGAUGGAACUCCGCGAAUUUUCAAAACUUUCAAAAGGGAUUGUGUAAAUAGUACCAAGCUUCUUUUAAAUGCAGUUACCGCAUUAGAGAGCGGUUUGGAAGGAUUGUCAUUCGCGGUCUUGAAGGUGGAUUCGUCAAAUGCUCAAAAGCCACAUUCCUUUGGUGAUGUAUCUGUUGAGUGCAGCCCUUGGAAUGUGUAUGGUGAUGCAGAAGGACAUGUUGGCUGCAAUGUUGGAGCGCUUUUUUUAGAUGGCUUGUAUAUUCUAAAGAGUUACGCGGACAUGGGAAAACGGAAAAUACCAAAAGAUCGACUUCAAAGGAGAGCAUUACAAAAUCUACUUAAAUUUUUUGUCAAAAAAACAGAUCAUGAAAGUUUAUUUGAAGAUACAUGUUCUGAAGGACAUUGGUGUGCUGUGCUUGCCCAACAUCUUUUAACAAAGCUGACAGUUAGUUGUAACUACACAAUUGCAUCAGGCUCUGGACUAAGAAUUGGUGAUACAAAAUGUCCUUGCAAGGAAAACGAUGAUUUGGUUGGGGUGAUAGGAGACACCAGCUUUGGCUUAGAGAAUGGAUGGCAUGGAAAUACUGACAUAAUACUUGAGGGAGCUGAUAUUCAAGUAGCUUGCAUGAGAUAUAUGGAAGACCCAGACCACACAUCUGUUGAUUGCGUUGACGAAGCAUCAAAUAAUUUCAAACAGAUCAUUGCUCAGACAAUUGUGUUUUCAUUUUUGCAGAAAAAAAUUCACGGAAAUCAGCUGAAACAUGGUUUGAUUCCAGGGAUUGGAAUCUCCAAAAAGAAAUUAUUAGUUUGUUUUUAUGAUACAGAAAAUGACAUACUUCUUAUAACAAAACCAAUGCUACUUUUUGGUGAUAAAGAAAUUAUCUAUAGCUCUAUUGUAUUUCUUUGGCUUACACUAAACUACAGACAGUUCUGCUCAGGAAUACCCGAUGCGCUGAAAGAGUUCAAAGCAGGCUUCUUACCUGAUCCUGUUUUACGUCAAAUGUAUACUGAGAAGGUAGCUAGACCUGUGCACAUACGUGGAAUAGAAGAAGAAAUGUUUCCUUGGUUAAAUGUUAUACCUUUGGUAUGUCCUGAACCAGAUUUAGAUUUUUCAGACUAUUCAGACCUAUCAGAAGAUGAAAGUUAAAUUUAAAGUUGCUCUGCUUGUCUUGCAGGAAGUGACAGUAUAACGUUGUAGAAUAAUGCUUGUCAGUCUCUGUGAUUACAUCAGUAGUAUGAAUGUA
This is a messenger RNA of Mercenaria mercenaria, 1304 nucleotides long. RefSeq lists its product as uncharacterized. The transcript is spliced from 3 exons. The coding region runs from base 23 to 1207 and encodes 394 amino acids. The record is from RefSeq and is a predicted model, not a curated record. NCBI's taxonomy places the organism in Eukaryota, Metazoa, Mollusca, Bivalvia, Venerida, Veneridae.